GGCGAGAGAGGGGGCGGGUUUGUUUUCGCUUCGGUCCCUCACAAUAUUUUUCCCUGAAGGAGAGAGAGGAGGCUGGAGAGGCUGAAUUAACGAGAAAUUUGUUGAGAAGACAAAACUGGAUUAUCCUUGUGAAACAGAAGAUUCAACGAUGGAGCCUGUCCAUAUUAAACAGGAGAGACCUGUACUAGACUCAGUCCAUAUUAAAGAGGAGAGUUCUGUCUUAGAAUCAUUCCAUAUUAAAGAGGAGAGUCCUGUCCUAGAAUCAGUCCAUAUUAAAGAGGAGAGUCCUGUCCUAGAAUCAGUCCAUAUUAAAGAGGAGAGUCCUGUACUAGAAUCAGUCCAUAUGAAAGAGGAGAGUCCUGUCCUAGAAUCAGUCCAUAUUAAAGAAGAGAGUCCUGUCCUAGAAUCAGUCCAUAUUAAAGAGGAGAGUCCAGUACUAGAAUCAGUCCAUAUGAAAGAGGAGAGUCCUGUCCUAGAAUCAGUCCAUAUUAAAGAAGAGAGUCCUGUCCUAGAAUCAGUCCAUAUUAAAGAAGAGAGUCCUGUCCUAGAAUCAGUCCAUAUUAAAGAGGAGAGUCCAGUACUAGAAUCAGUCUUUGUUAAAGAGCAGUCUCAUCAUUCUAACUGUCAUGAAUGCGGGACAGAUUUCAGACCCCACAGCACCCUGAAACACCACCUGCGAGUUCUGAAGGUACAGCUGGGUUAUCCUUCUGAAAGGCAGGAUUCAGAGAUGGAGGCUGUCCACAUUAAAGAGGAGCUUCCUGAACUAGACCCUGUCCAUGUUGAAGAGGGGCUUCCUGAACUAGACCCUGUCCACAUUAAAGAGGAGCUUCCUGAACUAGACCCUGUCCAUGUUGAAGCGGGGCUUCCUGAACUAGACCCUGUCCAUGUUGAAGAGGAGGGUAACCAUUUUAUAACAAGCAGCUUGCAGGGCUCUCUGUCCUGUACAGAAUGUGGAAAGAGUUUCAGUCAGUUACAAAACCUGAAACGUCACCAGCAAAUCCAUACUGGAGAGAAACCGUAUGUCUGUGCUGACUGUGGGAGGAGUUUCAGACAGUUACAAAACCUGAAACUUCACCAGCGAAUCCACACUGGAGAGAAACCGUAUGUCUGUGCUGACUGUGGGAAGAGUUUCAGUCAGUUACAAAACCUGAAACUUCACCAGCGAAUCCACUCUGGAGAGAAACCGUAUGUGUGUGCUGACUGUGGGAAUAGUUUCAGAGAUAAACAAAGCCUGAAACUUCACCAGCGAAUCCAUACUGGAGAGAAACCAUAUGUGUGUGCUGACUGUGGGAAGAGUUUCAGAGAUAAACAAAGCCUGAAACUUCACCAGAGAAUCCACACAGGAGAGAAACCGUAUGUGUGUGCUGACUGUGGCAAGAGAUUCAGACUGUCAGCUGACUUGAAAACACACCAGCGAAUCCACACUGCAGAGAAACCACAUGUCUGUGCUGACUGUGGGAAGAGUUUCAGAUGGUCACAAGGUCUGAAAUAUCACCAGCAAAUCCACACUGGAGAGAAACAACAUGUCUGUGCUGUCUGUGGCAAGAGUUUCAUACUGUCAGGUGACUUGAAAAAACACCAGCGAAUCCACACUGGAGAGAAACAACAUGUCUGUGCUGACUGUGGGAAGAGUUUCAGUCUGUCAUGCAACUUGAAAAGACACCAGCGAAUCCACACUGGAGAGAAACAACAUGUCUGUGCUGACUGUGGGAAGAGUUUCAGACGUUUACAAAACCUGAAAUAUCACCAGAGAAUCCACACUGGAAGAGAAACCGCAUCCGUGUCAUAAAUGUGAAAAAAGUUUAACCCGCGCUCAGAAAUUCCAGUCGUUUUAAACAGCAGCGUAAUAUAGAAUCUGUGAGAUCUGUGGUGAAUGUCUACAGAUGAUACAGAUUCAUCAAUAUUAAACACAGUGCUCUGAAGCCGUUACAUUAUAAAGUACAUUCUUAGUUUGCAAUCCAUUGAAUAUACAGACGCCUCGGAGCGUUGUGUGAUACGAGGUGAAGCCGAGUGCCUCCAACCCCUGAGAAGUCUGUAUAUUCAACGUAUACGCCAUGGGAGAAAUUCAUAGUUGUAAUUGAAUGUACUUUAUAAAAAUGACAUUUCAAAUCUUAAACUAUGAGGCUUAAGAUGCUGUGAUGUUAAUUACGAGGUGUCAUGACUUUCAACCAUUAAAUAAAUUGUUAUCCUGAAACACAAGUGAAUGAAACUGACAUGUUUAUCCUUCUGUGAUCAAUAUAACUAGCUAGCAGAAAAUGAAGUUUUGUUCUAUACAUGUUUUGAAUCCUGUUCUCUCUCUCUCUCUCUCUCUCUCUCUCUCUCUCUCUCUCUCCAUGGAGGAGGGUCGCUCCCUGUUUUAAUGACGCACAUUGCUUGUGUAAAAGGAAGCGUCAUUCAAACUUUGUAAGCCAAUGAAAGGACUGAUUUCAGUCAGGGAUUAGCUUCCUGUUUUACCCGGAAGUGAUUGGAUCUCCUAAGUAAACUCCUCUUUGGGCGCUAUAUUUAAAUCAAAACAUGCAUGAACUCGUUCUCUUGGAUUCAGACUCAUCUCGCCAUGAAGUAACCAUUGAGCCUUCGCUUGCAAUGGGGACCCAUUCAAGCAUCGUACGUAUCUUCAUCCUGAAGAAGACUCCUCGCCGCUACAUUCUGCAACUCUACAUGUUACAAAGAAGACAACUGCAUUCCAACAAGGACCACAUCUCCAGAAUAAGUGUUACGAUUCAAAGACUUUGAGAGUAAAAUACUGUGUUUGUGUAGAAAAAUCUACAUGCAAACCAGAAGUAAAAGCAUUGAACUCAGAGUAACACUUUGUGAGAUUAAAAACACAAGCGAUUCUACUCCGAACAAUUGAAACCAGAUAAGACUUUCACUGCACGUCAGAACCAUUGAAACAUUGACUGAGUUUAUCUACAAGUUCUGAAGUAACUCUAGAUUACAGCUUCAUACUAAAUGCAAUUGAAGCUGCUUCCCAACUGAACUUGUUGAAACAAAAAUGGCGUCUUCAUUCGAACCUGUGACGAUAGGUAAAUGUGUCGGUGCUUGUCUAUAUAUUACUUGCUUCCUUUUAAAUAAAAAAUGAUUACGUAACAUUGGGAUUGCAGGGGUAUAAAGCUAGCACUGUUGCAGGAUGGGAAAGAAAAGGACGUUGUGCGGAAGGUGUGUUGCAGGUGGUUGAGCUGAGCAAGAGAGAGAGACAGAGAAAGAAGAAAGUUUUGAAAACAUGGCGGCACGCUACUGAGGACAACAAGUUCAGCUGUGUU
This is a messenger RNA of Acipenser ruthenus (sterlet), 3260 nucleotides long. RefSeq names its product zinc finger protein 260-like. The transcript has 2 exons. NCBI's taxonomy places the organism in Eukaryota, Metazoa, Chordata, Actinopteri, Acipenseriformes, Acipenseridae. The record is from RefSeq and is a predicted model, not a curated record. Bases 149 to 1789 code for a protein of 546 amino acids. Gene Ontology annotation, cellular component: nucleus.